GGGUGGGAUGACGCAUCAAAGGACUUCUUCCUGUAGUAAAAGGUGCGUUCCAAAAUGCAUCGACAAUCGACAAUAUGACAAUUUAUAUUUGAGAUGACAUUCAUGCGCAAUGGACAUCAUCUAAUUUAUGUCGAAAUAAGAAUCCUCCAUCCUUUGAAUUGAUUUGUCCUGUUAUACGUACUAGUAUUUAAUUCUCUACUAGUUACACGGAUCAAGACAUAUCUUGCCGUUACCUGCUACUGUUAAACAUGGAUGAACGUAGGCGAGCUGUUGCACUUACUGCGAUUACUCUCAGUAAUGAUUUUCUCCGUUGCCAUGUAAUUUUCGAUACAGAUAGUGAAACCAGUGAUUCUGAUUUGGAUGAAGGAGAUAUGAGAAGAAGAUUUCAAUUACGUGGAGGUCGACGGAAGCCUCCAAGGAUAAAAAAUUACGUUGAAGUAACUGUGCCAAGAUUUAACACACAGCAGUUUAGAAGGCAUUUUCGCAUGACCCCAGCAACGUAUGAAAAUUUAGAAGCAAGGCUUAGUCCUAUUCUCUCUUUGUCUGAAGGAAAAGCUGUAAUUCCACUGAGAAAGCAAUUAUUGGGGUCGUUGUGGUUAUUGGCAACACCUGAUUCAUAUCGUUCUGUUGGUGAAAGGUUCGACCUUGCCAAAAGUUCGUUAAACAAAAGUUUUAUGAGAGUUGUUGAAUGUUUGAAUGAUAUAUCAGGCCAAAUCAUUUUAUGGCCAAGAGGCCAAGACCUUGAUAGAGUGAAAGCCGAUUUCAACCAAAAUUCAUUACUACGAGGCAUUAUUGGUGCCAUUGAUGGUACACAUAUUCUUAUAAAAGCUCCUAAGAUUGACUCCCAAUACUAUAGAACCUAUAAGAAAACGUAUGCCAUAAUUUUGCAAGCAGUCUGUGAUGCCCGUAUGAAAUUCACUGACUGUUUUGCAGGAUUUGCAGGUUCAGUUGGAGAUUUAAGAGUCUUCAGAAAUUCAGAUUUAUGGAGAGAAAUUCAAAUAGAUAAACAAUCCUUCUUUCCCAAUGAUGAAUUUAUUAUUGGUGAUAAGGCAUACCCUGUCUUAACAUGGUGUAUUUCCCCAUAUAUUGACCGUGGUCAACUUACAGCUGCCCAGAUAAAAUUUAACACCGUUCUUUCAUCAAAACGGUCAGUGAUUGAACGUGCAUUUGCACUACUAAAAGGUAGAUUUCGUAGAUUAAAGUUUCUUGAUAUGAACGUAGAUGAAAUGAUUCCCCAUGUUAUAAUUGCUUGCACAGUAUUGCAUAAUAUAUGUUUGGAUGGCAUUGAUGAAAAUGAUGUAGAAGACUUUAUACAGGAAGGUAUGGAAAUGGAGAUUGAGGAGGCUUAUGCUAGAAAUAUACCUAAUGAAGAGGCAGGAGAAGUAAAACGUCAAUAUUUGUGUGCACUUGUCACUGAAGCUUAAUAUUGACACACAAUCUCAUCAUUUUUGCUUCCUCAUAAAGGAAGCUUCGUUUUCGUCAAAAAAAUUUUUGUCUUAGCUUGUCUAAUCAGAUUUAUUGUUGGCAUUAGUAUGAUUCAUAGAAUUUGCAUACAGAUUUUAACGAGAAAUAGAUGAGAAGGCAUGGAUAAUUAAAGAUAUUAUUUUAAUUAUCGAACUUAGUAACACAUGAUAAAAUACUUACUACUUAAAAUAAUCAAUUAUACUAGAUAACUUAACUGUUUUAUGUACAACUAGGAGAAAGAUAAAUAAAGUAAUAUAUCUUUUCCUAACCGUAAUUAGAAAAAAUGACUUUUCACAAAAUAAAAAGU
Messenger RNA from Temnothorax curvispinosus, 1771 nucleotides. RefSeq names its product protein ALP1-like. NCBI's taxonomy places the organism in Eukaryota, Metazoa, Arthropoda, Insecta, Hymenoptera, Formicidae. The coding region runs from base 249 to 1424 and encodes 391 amino acids. The transcript is spliced from 6 exons. The record is from RefSeq and is a predicted model, not a curated record.